AUGGAAUGCUUCCUGGGAAUUGGAUGCUACUGCACCUUGAGUGUUUAUUUUUGGCAUGAGCCAAAACUGGGCCAUUGAUUGGUGUGUUCAUGGGGAUAACCCAAUGUGGACAUCAUGUCAGAUGGAGGUGAACCGUGCAACCAAAAGAACUAUGACGCAAAGUACCCUACGCAGACGCGCAUACCAAAUUUCCCCGAAAAAGUGAAAAAGGUAAAAAAGCAAUCUAAAAUGAAAAUAUGGAAUAACAUAUAAAUACCACUUUCUCUGAUAAGUGAAGAACUCGCAUCCUACAAUCUUUCCAUUUCUUUCUUGCACUUGUAUUUGUUGAUAUGAAGCUGUUUUCUUCGAGUGUUAUCUUGGCGACUCUUGCUGUCUUGAACAGCGUUGGAUGGGUUCAAGCGAUUUGCGAUUGCAAGCCUUCCGACAAUGGCUGCUUAACAACUUGUGUGCUGACUACGAACGAUUGUAUUCUGGCAUGUGGACGUGAUACCAAAUGCUAUACAAAUUGUAUCGAUGACCAUUGGCCUGGUGUUCCUGCGCGUCCGUCCGAGGAUUCAUCGAAGGACAAGGACUCCUCUAAGGAUAAAGAUUCCUCCAACGGCAAGGAUUCUUCCAACGAUUCAGAUGAAACGCACUCGGAUCCUUCAGCAACGUCUCCUCCUGAAUCUCCAUCCCAUGCUUCGUCGAGCGCCGCUUCCAAUGAUCCAACAGGUUCCAGCUCGCCUGUAGCUACUGCGUCGCCGUUAGAUCCAGGGGCUGUCGUGCCUACGCCCACACCUUCAUCCGCCACGUCUCUGUCCGGCUCUGUACCGUCAUUAUCGUCUACAGCCCUUUCGGUUGUUUCCCCUGUUACGCAACCUACGCCGGGUGUCACACCGGCCCAACCAGCCGAAGGCCAAGCACCAGGAACGGAUCCCAACGAGAGCACGGCCAGCCAAGGUUUUGCACCUGCGAUGGGAUUCACCCUGCUCAUGGUGGUUGGGGCAGUCCUCUUUCACUGAUAUUCUAUGAUACGUCAGUCCUACUUGUAAUACCAUAGAAUCCUUUUUUAUAAGUUCCUUUAUAAUCAUUUAUUGAAGUCUAAAUUCCUAUAUCAAAUAAAG
Messenger RNA from Radiomyces spectabilis, 1103 nucleotides. RefSeq lists its product as uncharacterized. Bases 330 to 1001 code for a protein of 223 amino acids. The transcript has 2 exons. The record is from RefSeq and is a predicted model, not a curated record. Lineage: Eukaryota; Fungi; Mucoromycota; Mucoromycetes; Mucorales; Radiomycetaceae.